ACUGGACAACUGAUCGUGCCGGACAGGAUUAAACUUCGCUGAGGCGAGUUACGUACUUCACCGGCCGGGGAUUCCAUGGCUAGGUGGCUCUCGUUCUAGAAGUAGAGACGACCCACCUGUACUCACAACAUGGCCACUCUGCAGAACUUGGAGUAUUUUGAUAGGUUCUGCGUAUAUACAUAACGGGAGGGAGCUCUGCUUUUCAUUAUUUUCGCAAGCCCGUCACCUACAUCCAGGCCAGCAGCAGCAUCAUCAUCAUGGGCGCUCAAGACUUCACGGGAAUCGUCCGCAGAGCGGUCGACUCUGAACGUCUUUCGGGCUUGUUCGAAAAGGCUAUGAAUGAUAAGUGGCUAACUCUUCAAAACUCCCUCCUUGUGUGCUUUUCACUUUACUCCGCGUAUUGGUUGGUCGUAUACAUCUAUCGAGUAACGCUACACCCUCUGGCAAAAUUUCCAGGCCCCGUACUUGCUGGUGUUAGCUUCUGGUAUGAGUUCUACUACGAUGUGUGGCCCAGGAGGUACGGCUAUAUGUGGAAGAUUGAAGAGCUGCACAAGAAGUAUGGCCCGAUUGUGCGCAUCAACCCGAUUCAUAUUCAUAUCAAUGAUCCCAACUUCAUUGACCAGAUCUAUGCGCCUGCUGGAAGGGAGAAACGUAACGGUGACCCGUGGUUUAGCAUGGCGACCGAGUCGGGAAUGAUGGCGUGGUCGACGCUUCAAACCAUGGACCAUCACCAACAUCACCUACGGAGAGGUGCCCUCAGUCGCUUCUUCAGCAAAGCCUCUGUACGGCAGCUGGAAGGCCUCAUCUCAGACAAGAUCGAUCGACUCUUACAAAGACUCGCCCAAAUGCACCGCGCCGGCGACUCGGUCAUCAAUUCCACCCAUGUCAUAGCUGCACUAACCAUGGACAUCAUAUCGUCGUACUCGCUGGGUGUCGACAUGGGAAACUUAACCAGAGAGGAAUGGGGCCGGGACUGGUCAGAGACAUUCCCACGACUAGGCACUAUCAGGCCAUGGGGUCGGCAGUUCAAGAAUUUAACAGUCAUGUCCCUGAGCAUCGAACCAAGCAUCGUGCGCUGGUUCAACCCCACCGCAGCGGCUGUGGCCGAGAAAGCGAAAUACCCAAUGGAGGUCAUCAGGGCACACAUUGACAAACAUGAAAAGGAUGGUGCAACUACCAACAUGGCAACUAAUAAUAGGACAAUAUUUAUGGAGAUAUUAGACAGUAGCCUUCCUCCCCAUGAGAAGUCGGUUGGACGGCUGAACGCCGAGGCCUUCUUGCUCCUCGGUGGUGGCACCGAUCCCACGACACGCAACUUGACGGUGACCAUGUAUCACCUCCUAGCCAAUCCAAAACUUCUACAGCGCCUUCUCGAUGAGCUCAAGUUGAUCAUGCCACGGCCAGACUCUCCAGUGACAGUGGCUGCCCUGGAGGCCUUGCCAUUUUUCUCUGCAUGUAUCACAGAGGGUCUCCGAAUGACUAACGCAGUCUCUACACGUAUGCCACGUGUGUCGCCUGAUAAGGCGAUUGUGUACAAGGAUUGGGUCAUCCCCAAGGGUACACCAGUGAUGCAGUCUCUGUAUCUGCUGCACAUGAACGACGACAUCUUCCCCGAACCAAUGAGAUACAACCCACAACGGUGGCUGGACAAUCCGAGCCUCAAGUCACGUUACCUAAUGGCAUUUGGCCGUGGUAGUAGACAGUGCCUUGGCAUAAAUCUUGCCAACGCGGAAAUGUUCCUUACCUUGGCCCGCGUUCUGACCCGGUUCGAUCUAGGCCUGUACGACGUCAUCAGGGAGCGAGAUAUCGAUGUCAGUGGCGAUUGUUUCAAUGGCAUCGUACGAGACGAUAGUCCGGGAAUUCGAGUGAAGCUGCUCAGAGAUAACUUAGCCGAAAUAUAGAAAGCAUCAUCAUAUGCGUUUCCGUGUUUUCUCUGUAGAAACCAAUCCUGAGCGGAGGUGUCGAGGCGGAUCUAAGGUGAGUCAUGCAUAGGGCUCAUCAUCAUAUUAAGGGGGGUUUUGUUUUUGUUUGAACAUUGGUUUACUUGUGCCUGUGACAGUCUAGUAGAGGGGCGCGGAAAUUUGAGUGCAUCUAGUAGAUGGAUGUCCGUGAGAAGUAGUGUCUUUGGAGGAAGGAAGCACAGCUAGCCCGGCGUGCAUUUUUGGAAUGGUUUUCUUCGUUCUCUAAACUCAAUGAAUUUCUCCGGAUGCCAAUAUAUAUUUAUUUUGAUAUAGACUUGUAUAUCUAAUUAAAAUAUUUUUGCAGC
Talaromyces proteolyticus is the source of this 2266-nucleotide messenger RNA. Its product is annotated as benzoate 4-monooxygenase cytochrome P450. The transcript has 5 exons. Bases 258 to 1901 code for a protein of 547 amino acids. NCBI's taxonomy places the organism in Eukaryota, Fungi, Ascomycota, Eurotiomycetes, Eurotiales, Trichocomaceae. The record is from RefSeq and is a predicted model, not a curated record. Gene Ontology annotation, molecular function: heme binding; iron ion binding; monooxygenase activity.